Molecule: messenger RNA, 4496 nt
Organism: Salvelinus fontinalis (brook trout)
Lineage: Eukaryota; Metazoa; Chordata; Actinopteri; Salmoniformes; Salmonidae
Product: cGMP-inhibited 3',5'-cyclic phosphodiesterase 3A-like
Exons: 16
Coding region: 692-4234 (1180 amino acids)
Biological process (GO): oocyte maturation; positive regulation of oocyte development
Cellular component (GO): cytosol
Molecular function (GO): 3',5'-cyclic-AMP phosphodiesterase activity
Source: RefSeq, a predicted model, not a curated record
UAUUCAAGGUACACCUUCCUGUGACGCCUUCGAGCCACCGGACCAAGCCGGGGCUCUAUUUCAUCUCCGUAAAAAAAUACACCAGGAAAUCUCUAUGUAAACAUGGUUUACGUCCGCGCAGCAGUAUGCCACGCUUCGGCAAACUCCGCUGCUGUUCCUUCAAUAGGAGAGUAGUAGCCUAGCCUAUGAAGAGCAGAAGAAACGUGAGGGAGACAUAACACCGAGAGAGAAACAGACGGAGCGGCACAAAGGAGAGGGGAGAGUGUUGUGCGAGAGGGCGAUAUAGAGGGAGAUGAGAGGAGAUGCAGGCAGUGGCCUAGAUGUGCGAAUCGCCAAGAGUUGCUCUUUCUGGUUCACUGGAUGGAGGCUGCUCCCGCGCAGAGAGGACUAGAGAAAAUAUGGGGAUGUUUUACGCGGUUUGUUGAAGUCUACACAGUGAACCGUUACCUUUUUUCAGUACGUUUGUUAGUUCAAUCAAUAGUGUUCUGUAUUUUUAUGUAGUCUACAUUGUGUGUGUUUUGGGGAGAAAUGGGUCAAUAAUUUGGAAGCCCCAUGCAGUAGCGCACAGUCCCACACACUGCCGGGCGUUAUGGCUCUCUCUAUCAAACAUGGUAUGAAAAUGCACUGAGCCGUUUACAUUUACACACUGCAGAUAUAUAGUUCACGCCGCUUCCUUCGCUCCCUCUAUGUGAUGGCGAUGGAAGUGGAAGCUGACAGUGGCAGAGGUAUAUCAAGGAGGGCUCAUGAGAAAUGCCCGCGGGCGGUGGAGCGCAACGGCUAUGUGAAAACAUGUGUCACUCCUCUGUAUCAGGACGCAGGCUGCCAGUCGUGGCUGAGACUCGCAGAAAUAUGGAGUUCCCGGAGACUGACCUCCGCAGUGUGUGUGGGCUCUGUAUCGGUUAUUCUCGCUUUGCUGGUUAGAUUGGUUGACUGGGACGUGGAGCAGCAGAGUUGCGGCCGUAACAGAGAGCAUAACGGCGAGUCUGGAUCUCUAGUUCAUUUCGUGGCGAGCUGUGUGGUGGAACUGUUGUCGAACGUUUGGUACCUGGUGUCCCCCGUCUUCACUCUCGUAUGUGCCUUCUUUUGGGUUGGCUUGUACCUGAUCCGUUGCGGGGUGCUGAUCCGGACCGCCGUGUUUCUGUUGGCAGUGUGUCACUUGGGCGAAGCCGCGGCGCAGUCUCUCCUGCACGGUGCGGAGGACCAGUUGCUGUCGUUUACCGCCACCGUGGUGGUUCUGUCCUGUCUAGCCGGCGGGGCGCUGAUGGUGGUCAGGCUCGGACAGGGGGUUUCCGUCAUCGUCUUCAUCAGCAUCAUCAGGACUGUGUCUCUCAUCUCCCUCAACAAGGUCCGGGCCAGCUGGAGACCCUACCUCGCGUACCUGGUAGGAGUGUUGGGGGUCCUGCUAGCGAAGUAUGCUGACCGGCUCCUGACGGGCUCAGGGCCACUCGGGGCGGGUUGUAGCUACGUGACAGCGGGGAAGGAAGAUAAUAUCAUUCCCGUGUUUAAAAGACGACGGAGGUCCAGUUCGGUGGUCUCUUCAGACAUGGCGCACAGUCACAGUAACAGCAAGUCCCACCGAAGGACCUCGCUCCCAUGCAUUCCACGGGAACAGAUGAUCUCACAGACUGAAUGGGACCACAAGAGGGGUGCCCGGGGAUCCCAGUCGUCGGGCACCAGUGUGUUGGUGGACAUAGCGGUGAUGGGGGAAGCCCAUGGAUUGAUCUCAGACCUGCUGGCGGACCCCUCUCUGCCCCCCAACACCUGCAGUUCCCUGCGGGCUGUCAGUAACCUGCUCAGUACCCAGAUCAGUUUGCAGCCGCUGCACCGGCCUCGAAUCAGCCCUCUGCAGGCACUCAGCGACACACACACCUGCUCCGACUCCGAGGACUGGCCAGAGAGAGAGAAACUGGCCAUCCCAAAGCGUCUGAGACGGAGCCUGCCUCCAGGCCUGCUGAGAAGGAUCUCCUCUACAUGGACCACCACCACCUCAGCUACAGGUCUUCCCACCAUAGAACCAGGACCCGUACGCAGAGACCGCUCUGCCAGCAUCAAACCCCUCCACGACAGUCCACCAUGCAGCAUGGUGAACAGCGAGUCGUGGAACAGCUCUGUAAUGCUCACCAUCUCGAAGAGUCGCUCCAUGUCUGCCUCCUACUCUGCUUCAGCCACCUCCAACCACCUCUACAACAGACGAAUGACCAGACCAGGUUACCCCUCUUCCAACAUAUCACCUCUGGCCUCUCCCUGCCACACCCCUUUAGUCCAGGGGACCCCUGUCUCCAGCCCCACCACCAAGUCCUGCUCUGUGGACCUACCGGACCCUGUGGACAGCCAGGGAGAGAGGCCUGUGGGCCCCCAGACCCCACACAGAGCCUUAACACACAGCAUCAGUGCACCUAGCUCCACCACACCGCACUGGGGGCCACCAUCUCUCUGCAGCAGCUGUGGUAGACCGUACAGCAGGCUGAGCCACGGGGAGGGGUCUAUGGACAAAGGGGAAAUAAUACCCCACCCUGAUGACCCGGCAGUGGCAUCGUCAGACUAUGAGAGCACCUACGAGACCAACCACAGUGACAGCAGUGACUUCGCACAGAACGAGCACGACGGGGAGGGGGCCAAGAAGCCCUCAGACACCCAGGACGGGUGUAGGUCGUACCAGCCUGAGGGCAUCGUCCUGCACCCCCUACUGCCACCUCCAGAGGACACACAGCCCAUCCUGGCCCCAGAGCCUCUGGUAAUGCCAGAGCUGGAUCCUCUGAUGACUCAACUCAACAACUGGAACUUCCCCAUCUUCAACCUGGUGGAGAAAACACACGGCCGCUCAGGAUGCAUCCUCAGCCAGGUUUCCUACCGCCUGUUUGAGGACACGGGACUGUUUGAGACGUUCAAGAUUCCUGUCAGGGAGUUCGUGAACUAUUUCCAUGCUCUGGAGAACGGAUACAGGGACAUCCCAUACCACAACAGGAUCCAUGCCACUGACGUGCUCCAUGCCGUGUGGUACCUCACCACCCAGGCCGUGCCAGGCCUGCCCAACCUCCUCACAGACCACAGCUCAGACUCUGACUCUGACAGUGGGCUCCUCAACCCCAGCCAUAUAGGCCAUACAGGGUUCCUGGUUUCUAAGAUGUCUGCGGUGAUGGAGGAGGGUUAUGGAUGUCUGUCUGGCCUCAUACCAUCCCUGGAGCUCAUGGCCCUGUAUGUGGCUGCAGCCAUGCACGACUACGACCACCCUGGACGGACCAACGCCUUCCUCGUGGCGACUAGCGCUCCUCAGGCCGUGCUAUAUAACGACCGCUCGGUGUUAGAGAACCACCACGCUGCGUCGGCCUGGAACCUGUUCAUGUCCCAGCCAGAGUACAACUUCCUGGGCAACCUGGAGCAUGUGGAGUUCAAACGCUUCCGCUUCCUGGUCAUCGAGGCCAUCCUCGCCACCGACCUGAAGAAACACUUUGACUUCCUGGCAGAGUUCAACGCCAAGGUGGGUGACGAUGGCUGCUCGGGCAUUGACUGGUCCAAUGAGAACGACCGGUUGCUGGUGUGUCAGAUGUGCAUCAAACUGGCGGACAUCAACGGCCCACUGAAACACAAGGAGCUGCAUCUACAGUGGACCGAGGGCAUCGUCAAUGAGUUCUAUGAACAAGGCGAUGAGGAGUCGAGUCUGGGCCUUCCCAUCAGCCCCUUCAUGGACCGCUCUGCGCCACAGCUCGCCAAGCUCCAGGAGUCCUUCAUCACGCACAUCGUGGGUCCGCUCUGUUCCUCCUACGACUCCGCCGCCCUCAUGCCGGGGAACUGGGUCGACCCCGCCGACGCACAGAGGAAGGAGGGAGAGGAGGAAGAGGAGGUGGGGGAACGAGAGACAGAGGAGGAAGAGGAGGAUACAACAGAGGAGGAUGUGUCGACUAGCUCUGAGAGUUCCCAGAAGCACGUGGUGAAGCUUAAGGAGAGCAGGAGGAGAGUGUUCUGUCCCAUCACUCAGCACCUCCUGGACAACCACGAAAUGUGGAAGAGAGUCAUCGCCUCGGAAGCCCAGGACACGCCGGACAGAGAGGCGCCUAACUGCCUCAGCAACCCCGCAGAGCCAAUCACAGCCAUCCACGAGGAGGAGGAGCCAGCCAGCAAGGAGGAGCCAAUAGAUGGCCAUGGAGAGGAGACGGAAGGGGAAGAGACGGGGCUUGCGGAGGAAGUGGCCGAGCAAUCAGAGACUGCGGAGAAAAGGGAGGAGGAGCUGGAGUGAGAGGAUUAUCUUUGACCCAUGAAGAUCAGGAAACGGAACAUUUAUCCAAACUCAUACCCUCUCCCAACUAGACUUUCUGACUCAUGUCAGAAAUUAUACCCUAUUCCCCAUGUAGUGCAGUAGCUGGCCAAAAAAUAGUGCACUAUACAGGGAUUGGGGUGCUGUUUGAGACGCAGCCCCUGAUAUUUGGUUGCCAGCAAAUCACUUAGACACAACACUGUAGAAGUUUGGAGUAACAUGUGCCUAACGAAAACAGGGUGGA